CUGCCCGCUGCCCAAUGAGAGCGCAGGAUGCUGAGAGAGGCUGCUGGGCUUGAAUGGAGGCGACAAGAUGCCGUCCAGAGCGACAAAAGGAGACCAAUUGACAUCUAAAAAGAUCUGACUUUGACGUGACCUAACCCCACCUAUUCAGACAUGACAUAAGUCAUCCAUGUUUGGUUGAAAAAAGUCAGAGCAGUCUCAUUUGAGCACGCCCCUGUUAAAGGACCCUCUGGUGGCUACUCCUCUGAAUCACGGGACAUGUACGGCAGUGCCAGAGCUGUAGGUCAUGUAGAGAGCAGCCCUGUACGGUCCCCGCGCCUUCCAAGGUCCCCCAGACUGGGCCAUCGAAGGGCACAUAGUGGGAGCGGGGGUGGUGCGGGGGGCAAGACCCUCUCCAUGGAGAACAUCCAAUCACUCAAUGCUGCCUAUGCUACUUCAGGGCCCAUGUACCUGAGUGACCACGAGGGCGUGGGCUCCACUGCCACCUACCCAAAAGGCACCAUGACUCUGGGUCGCGCCACCAGCCGGGCCAUGUACGGGGGCCGCGUCACAGCAAUGGGCAGCAGCCCCAAUAUUGCUUCAGUGGGGCUGCCUCAUGCUGACCUUCUGUCUUACAGUGACCUGGGCUCCCUCUCCAUGCUGCACGCCCACCACCACCAGGGGGUGCCCUCGGCUCUGCUCAGGCAGGCCGUGCGGGGCAGUGGUGGCGAGCUGCUGGAGAUGCAGGCCCAGCUCAGGGAGAUGCAGAGGGAGAAUGAGAUGCUGCGGAGAGAGCUUGACCUGAAGGAGAGUAAGUUGGGAUCUUCCACCAACAGCAUCAAGACCUUCUGGAGCCCAGAGCUGAAGAAGGAGAGGAUCAUGAGGAAAGAGGAGGCGGCUCGCACAUCCAUCCUAAAGGAGCAGAUGAGAGUCUCUCAUGAGGAGAAUCAGCUGCUGGAUGCCAGGAGAACCAAGCAUCUCCAAAUGACCAUCCAGGCUCUGCAGGACGAACUGCACACACAGAGAGACCUCAACCACCUGCUUCAGCAGGAGAGUGGGAACCGAUCUGGCUCAGAACAUUUCACCACCAUUGAGCUGACAGAGGAGAACUUCCGCCGACUUCAAGCCGAGCACGACAGGCAGGCCAAGGAGCUCUUCCUGCUCAGAAAAACCCUGGAAGAGAUGGAGCUAAGAAUAGAGACCCAAAAACAAACGCUCGGUGCCAGGGAUGAGUCCAUUAAGAAGCUGCUAGAGAUGCUGCAAAGCAAGGGACUGCCUCCGGGGCCAGGCAGGGCCUCCGAGGAGGAAGAGCAAGAGAGAGCCAGGCGCAUUGCAGAAGCUGAAGCCCAGCUUGGACAUCUGGAAGUAAUUCUGGAUCAGAAGGAGAAGGAAAAUAUCCAUUUGCGAGAGGAACUGCACAGAAGAAAUCAGCUUCACCAGGACCCAAGCAAAACCAAGGCCUUGCAAACCAUCAUAGAGAUGAAAGAUACCAAAAUCGCCUCUCUGGAACGUAAUAUUCGAGAUCUGGAGGAUGAGAUCCAGAUGCUGAAGGCGAACAGCUUACUAAACACAGAGGACCGAGAGGAGGAGAUAAAACAGAUGGAGGUCUACAAGAACCACUCCAAGUUUAUGAAGACCAAGAUUGACCAACUGAAGCAGGAACUAUCAAAGAAAGAGUCAGAGCUGCUUGCUCUGCAAACAAAGCUAGAGACCCUCAACAACCAGAACUCGGACUGCAAACAGCAUAUUGAGGUGCUCAAAGAGUCUCUCACUGCCAAAGAGCAACGUGCUGCCAUUCUGCAAACAGAGGUGGAUGCUCUACGUCUGCGUCUGGAGGAAAAGGAGUCCUUCCUGAACAAGAAAACGAAGCAGCUGCAGGACCUGACAGAGGAGAAGGGAACUCUCACUGGAGAGAUCAGGGACAUGAAGGACAUGCUCGAGGUUAAGGAAAGGAAAAUAAAUGUCCUGCAGAAAAAGAUUGAGAACCUGCAGGAGCAGCUAAGGGACAAAGACAAACAGCUGGGAAACCUCAAGGACAGGAUCAAGUCUCUGCAGACUGACUCCAGUAACACAGACACUGCCCUGGCCACCCUGGAGGAGGCACUUUCAGAGAAGGAGAGAAUUAUUGAGCGAUUAAAGGACCAAAGGGAGAGAGAAGACAGAGAACGUCUGGAAGAAGUGGAGUCCUAUAAGAAGGAGAACAAAGACCUGAAGGAGAAGGUUAACAGCCUGCAGAUAGAGUUAACAGAGAAAGAGUCCAGUCUCAUUGAUCUCAAAGAACAUGCAUCAUCCCUGGCAUCCUCUGGCCUCAAGAAGGAUUCGAAGCUCAAGUCCCUGGAAAUCGCCAUUGAGCAGAAAAAAGAGGAGUGUAGUAAGUUGGAGACGCAGUUGCAAAAGCAAGCUGAGCAGCUAUUCAGUCACAUGAACAAUCCUAAAGCUCAUGAGGUGGAGCAGCAACACUCGGGUUCCAGAGGAAACCCUGAGUAUGUGGACCGAGUAAAGCUGCUUGAAAAGGAAGUGAGCUACUACAAAGACGAAGCAAGCAAGGCUCAGUCUGAGGUGGAGAGGCUCCUGGACAUCCUGCGAGAGGUGGAGACUGAGAAGAACGACAAGGACAAAAAAAUCGCUGAGCUGGAAAGGCAAGGAGGUAAAGAUCAGACCAAGAAGGGUUCCAACAUCAAACUGGGACUACAAGGGGACAAAAAAGGCUUAGGACAAGAUCCUCGUAAGGAAGGCUCCUUAGAAAGUGGUCACCACCUAAAGCUGGAAGAGCUUAUGAGCACGCUGGAAAGGACGAGGCAGGAGCUGGAUGCCACCAAGCAGCGUCUCUCCUCCACACAACAGUCUUUGCAGGAGAGGGACACCCACCUCACUAACAUGAGACAAGAGCGCAGAAAGCAGCUGGAGGAGAUCCUUGAAAUGAAACAGCAAGCUCUGCUGGCAGCCAUCAGUGAGAAAGAUGCUAAUAUUGCAUUGCUGGAACUGUCUGCCUCCAAUAAAAAGAAGACCCAGGAGGAGGUGCUGGCCCUGAAAAGAGAGCGGGAUAAACUAAUGCACCAACUCAAACAACACACACAAAGCAGAAUGAAGCUGAUUGCUGACAACUAUGAGGAUGAGCAGUUUCAUCCACAUGCCCCUCACCACCAGCAGCAGCCUCCCCAUGCCCAUCCUCAGCCACAGUCCCAGUACCCCCACCCUCCCCAUGCUCAGCAAUCUCCUUAUCCACACGCUCCCCACCCCCAACACCAACAGCACUUGCAGCACUCACAAGCCCCACCACAGCACCCGCAUCCACAGCAACCACAGCACCAGUACCCUCAGCACCCACAACACGCACAGCACCCUCAGCAUCCUCAACCACUUCCUCAACACCAACAGCAUCCACGCCCCCCACAGCCACAGCCACAGCACCCCCACCAACAGCAACCCCAGCAUGUGCCGCAGCACCCACAUGGACAUCCUGCACCACAGCACCCUCACACCCAGCACCCACAUGGCCCUCCCCCACAGGGACCACACCCCCAGCAUCCUCACCCUCAGCAUCCUCAGCACCCUCAGCAUCCCCAACAUCCACACCACGCCCAGCAUCCUCGUCACCCAUCACCCCACCAUCGUGGAGGGCCAGCCAGAGGACCCCCACAUGCCGGUCACCGUCCCUCUCCAGACCAGGAUGACGAGGAGGGAAUUUGGGCUUAGCUGAAACAACCAAAGCUCUAAUGGUGUUUUAAGGGGAGAUUCAGUCACUACCGGAGGAGCAUGGCCAUCCUAAGAUGUUGAAACACCACCCAAACAAACAUUUAUCAACUUCAGUGAAACUGUACUUCUGGGCAGUGGGGCCUUUUUUUUUUUUUUAUUCCUUUCUUUCUUUUGUUUUCUUUUGUUUUUCUUUCUGAGGAACAGGACGAGGUACUCAGGUCCUGCACACAGACUGGCAGCUGAGCAGGUAAUUAAAAUGAAAUACUCCUGGUGUGUCACCUAGAUUAUGAGAAACCUUUUUAUAGGCCAUCAACUGGGACUAAACCAGCUGAUAAUCAUGUGCACUGAUAGGGUACACUAUUGCUUUCUUGAAACGGACAUAUUUCAGCUAUUUCUUGGCUUUCUAAGCCAUUUGCACCUCUUUUGUUUCAUGUUGUUUUCAGUGUCGUUCCUCUUUAAACCUCAUAACUUAAUUGAUUGUCUAAGGUUUUUUUAUUGUUCUUGUAUCAUGUGAAGUACUUUUGUUGUUACCACCACAUUGUGUGGUAAAAACAUGGACAUGUUCAGUACGUAUUUCUUAUUUUCCAACGAUACUUUGUUCUUAUGUUCCUCACAAGGUGAGGUGAGGCCUUCGCUUUGCGUGAACAGGAAGACCUUCGUCCACAGUGUUCACAAAUGAUCUAAACUGAUGUGCUGAUGAAGACACAGAACACAAAUUGCUGCUGUAACAAACAUGGCUACCAUGGCAACCCUGCUGCAGAGGUGUCAAAGAAGUCACCUCACCUGUCUGUCACCUGCUGAAUGACCCCUCUUCAUCCUCACAACAGAAAAUUCAUGAUUCUUCCAGUAAAGUUUUUGGUUUUUUUCAACACCUUUGACUGUUUUGAAAUGGUUGUUAUUUUGCUGACUGGUUGACCUCAAGCUCUGACUGGCUCCAUGGCCUGGCUCUCAUCCUCACUGCCCUCCUGACCCCUAAUGAUAUCUGACCCCUCCACUCAGUGUCUUCUGCUAUCUUUUCAUCUAGACAAGUUUUAUUUAUCUUCGAGUACUGGUCAUAGGCAUUUCUUCCUAUGAUGAUGUCUAUGUUGACUAGUAUGUCAGCAACACAUUUAAGUCACUUUAGGUUUUCUGUUGCCAUUUUUUUGUUGGCACAAAGAAGCACUUUUUGUUGACAUAUGCAGCGCCUUGAGUAACUUUCCUGCAGUGUAUCCUUUGCUGCACAAUAUUCUCAUUUUGGGGUCUAGUUUUUGCCUCAAGUUAGUGGCUCUAUCAACAUUUUUUUCUUCACAUUACCUCAUUUCAGUCAGAAAUAGUAAAAAAAAAUAAGUCUAUGCAGAUAUCAACAUAGAGAUAAUGCAUUUUUAUUUUUCAAUGUAUAUUUAAAUCAAUUCAAAUUGUAUUUGAACAAUCACAGCUGCCAAGAGAGUGGUCAGAAGAUAUUCAUUGGAUUCUUUUGAUUUUCUGUGUCUAUGCACCUCCUCUGUGUUAGCAGGAACUUUCACUAAUGGUGCUUCUGCUGGUGCUCAAACUAAAUGGUGUCAGAAGAUCUAAUCAGAGCAUCUUUUUGUCCUUUUACAGUAGAGGGACUUGGUCCCACAACGGGCUUCAAAAGCAACAGUACAAGACUGCUUUGUGGGGGGCUUUGUGAACAAUGAUCAAACAUCUUCUUAAGAAACUUGGCUACUACUGGCCUCAGAAGAGACUGUGAAGCAAAAUAGACAUUUUCUCUGCAGAUUUAAGUGGUUCAGUAACAACCCAGUCUCUCUAUGAGCCCUCUCCCCUCUCCUUCAUAUUCUUCCAGCAGUAGCCUGUGUGACCUCCCCACAGAUAGUGACUUGUUUUCUCCUUCUUAACAAGGUGGCCUGUGCCUCAUAAAAUCUGUACACAUAAGAUAGAUAUGCAUAUAUUAUACAUAUAGAGAGAAAUCUAUAGAGUGUGUCUAUAUGUGGUCAUAAAAAUGUUUCAAACUGAUAAGAUAUACUAUAUGUUUUUUCUUUAAUGGUUAUUUUUCUAACUGGCUGGAGGUCAGAGUGCUGAUUGGUGAGCUUUUCCUCAGAUUUGUAUGCUGUGACGAAACCCUUCAGCAGUAAUUUAACAUUCCCUGUCUGAAAAUGCAGACCAGCCCAGAAAGAAAUAAAAACAUAUAUAUUAUUAAAUAAGCUUCAGAGAAGCAGUUUAUGGCAAAGUAUAUCAAAAUUUAUCUAGCAGUCUAGAAAAUAUGUCAACAUUACAUUCCUUUAAAGGGAUAAUUGGGAGUUUUUGAAGAGGGGUUCUGUGGAAUUGAUAUCAGCAGUGGAACAAUUUGCUGCAAAAUAAAGCUGAAUGAACAAUUUCAGUUUAGGCCGAAAACUGGAGAGUCAAGAUGACAACUGGUCAGACUCCAGAUCCACAGCACUGUUUUGCUCUCUCACAAUAACUUGGAUCUCAAAACCUUUUCAGCAGUAUAUGUAAACACUAUCUUCUGAAUCUUUGCGCUGUCGUUGAUUUUAUAUUAAACAAUAUUUUACACGGAAGUCUGUGGUUGUUUAUGCAGCAGGGCGGAUUGUCAUAAGGUUAAUUAAUGAUUGAAUUUCAUUUGAAAUACAAUAUGUUAUAUUCAAAUGGACAAAACUAUUUGUAAAAUAAAUGUAGGCAAAUUUUAAGUGAGCUCAAGUAAAUGCUAUUUAAUUAAUCUUUUUACACUGUACUAGUGGAUCCCGUGUAAAUCUAAAACUAAUGUCAUACGACAUAAGCAAAACUCCCUGUGCAUGAGUCAAUAGGAAAAUGAAAUUAUAAUUUUUUUUACUUUUCACAACCUCACUAAUAAAUAGUUUUCACAUGAUGUCAGAGCUGGAAAACAGCCACCUGAAGGGCAAAACAUCACAGGGCUCCUUUGCCCUCCACUCAUCCUUUGGACAUGUCCCAGUCUAAUGGUGAACUGGCGGUGGUUUAAAUAUUCAGAAAACAGUGCUUGCAAGAACCACUAGUACAUUUAUUUAUUUUUUUUAAGAUGGUACUGACCCUACUCUUACUAGAAGAUAAACUAUUACUUCUUUUUUUAAUUUUCUGUCAGUUACUUUUCACAAAGGGCCAGGUUGGUUUGGACAGUUUUUGCCUUAAUACAGUAAUUGAAAUCAUCCUUUGAAAACUGCAUUUUGUAUAACUGAAGUUUUUCUUAUAUGAUAGUAUAAUUUGUUAAUGAUCUGAAAAAUUUAUGUGUGACAAAAAAGCAAAAACAGAAGUAAUUUGUAAAAGGAAAUAAGCACUGUGUUAUCUGACUGCUGAUAACAAAUGCCCAGAAUUCUAUUUAAAUAAUCCCUAACAAUCUCUUUAACAUUAAAUCCACUCAGUUGAAGACCACUUAGCCUGUGGUAACAACUUUAAACAAAGAAAAGUAUUUUUUAUUUUGUAGCUCUAACAGGUAGCAGUGAGAUUACAUCUGCUGCACUUCAACAGGCAGAAGCCUGCACUUGUAAAUGAGGACUAUCAUAAUAUCCUCCAAGGAGAGGUUUCAGUGACUCUGUCUGGAUGCAUUUCUCCUAUGUGUAUUUGUCGUCGUCAUGUGAACUGAAGUGGUGAUGUGUGUGUGACCGUGACAGCUGGUUUAGGUACAAAACCCAUCAAGUUGUUACAGUAUUAUGAGAAAAUGAAGCCGACUGUUACUAAUGCCCUCCUCCUUUCUCGACCCUCCUGGUGUCUGUGCGUCAAGUGUUGGUUGUUGUAAACAAACAUCUCUCCAUCUCGCCUGAAUCUUCUCAAACCAAGGUAAUCCACUCUUUCAUUUUUUACACGUAUGAUUCCCACAGAAGCAGCUCCGAUCACCGAACAAGAACCAACUGGUUAUAGAAAACGUUGUUUCAGUUUACAAGUGUUGUUAUAAAGGCCUUUUUUAUUGUUAGGAAAGACAGCGCAAACAGACAGAGGAGCAUAAAUCCUCUCACUUCACCAUCAGGGGGUGGAGUUCUAAUUCUCCAUUUUCAGGUCCUUAUCUACUGAAUACUUGAAGUAGGGAGUUUUCCUACCAUGAUAUAGCGUACAUUAUUUACACAGCAAACAACACGGAACAUUUUAAUUGUGCCCAUGCAUGCUGAUUUUUACAUUAUGUGCCAACUGAAAAUGAUGGUGUAUGUUUGAUCUACUGUACUCUAUGCAGUGAUUUCUCUAUUGUGUCAAAAGAAAAUAUUUAAAGAAAUGAUCAUUAAAAGCUGAGGAGACGCUGAACUUGAAGGUCGGGGUAUUGUUUCCUUUGCUCAAACUGACGAUAAAUAGGCAACUCUUUAUCUGUGCCUAGAAGCAGCUGUGUAGAUUCACCAGUCAUUUUUAAAAGGCCUUCAAAAGAACAACAACAAGCCAAACAAACAUGUUCGCUUUCUUUGCUGUAGACAGGUGUUUCUUUCUUUUGUUCUUUUGCUGCUGAAAUGUUUUGAUUGAACAAAUCACUGUGACCAAUGCCAGAAAUAUUUUUAUUUAACAACGCAAAUGUCGAGUUUUUACUUUUUUAAUCAUUCAGUUUUGUAUUUAAGUUUAGCUUUAUUUUUCCUAUAAUUUACGCUUAUGUAAGUAUGCCAGUUUGAGACAGUACUAUUUGUAUAGGUAAAUGUUUUGAGCUGUACAGUAACAGACCUAGGAACAAAAUUCAAUGUGUGUCCAGCAUGCUGAAUGAUCAACUGUGUGAACGGGAGCUGAUGCAGAAUCAGUCCUCAUCCAUUACUUGCAUCCGCAUUGUGCAUUGUGACGGUGUGACAUUGUGUUGGAGAGUGAUGUGUGUCUCACUUACUGUGUCCCCUUAGUAGACAGCCUGUGCAGUUUUGUGAGAGUGCAGCAUGUUUUUUUUUUUUCAGGUGUGUUGCUGGUGUAAAUGUCUGCAGAAAAAGAGACUAAUGUGUGUAUGGGUGUGUGUGUGUGCAGAUAACAGGGUGUGUGUAUGUUUAUUAAUGCAAAAAGGACUCAUUUAUUUAAAGAAAAGAGAACUUUAUCAGCCAGUGGUUACAGAAAAUUAAUGGGCAAGUUUCGAAUGACGCAUGGAUACUAUGUAAUGUUUGUUUGCUUUUUUUAACAAUAGGAGGCUGUCCUUAGUGCCCCAGUUUACUAUUGUCUGUGCUGUAUCAAAAUAAUACUAUUGAGUGUUGGCCAGCUUGUUUAUAUCCAUCAAAUAAAGGUGACUUUCUUUC
Molecule: messenger RNA, 8822 nt
Organism: Girardinichthys multiradiatus
Lineage: Eukaryota; Metazoa; Chordata; Actinopteri; Cyprinodontiformes; Goodeidae
Gene: erc2
Product: ELKS/RAB6-interacting/CAST family member 2
Exons: 19
Coding region: 256-3672 (1138 amino acids)
Biological process (GO): maintenance of presynaptic active zone structure; regulation of synaptic plasticity; neuromuscular synaptic transmission
Cellular component (GO): cytoskeleton of presynaptic active zone
Molecular function (GO): structural constituent of presynaptic active zone
Source: RefSeq, a predicted model, not a curated record